This is a messenger RNA of Bombyx mori (domestic silkworm), 5461 nucleotides long. RefSeq lists its product as uncharacterized. Gene Ontology annotation, biological process: DNA integration. NCBI's taxonomy places the organism in Eukaryota, Metazoa, Arthropoda, Insecta, Lepidoptera, Bombycidae. Gene Ontology annotation, molecular function: nucleic acid binding. The transcript has a single exon. The coding region runs from base 117 to 3260 and encodes 1047 amino acids. The record is from RefSeq and is a predicted model, not a curated record.
CAUCAACUAACGUACUACGUCAUAACAUAAAAACCACAACCAAUGAUCCUAUCCAUGUAAAAUCAUACAGAUUUCCCGAAUGUCACAAACAUGAAGUUCAAACUCAAAUAGAGAAAAUGCUUAAAGAUGACAUUAUACAACCAUCAAUGUCUCCAUGGUCUGCUCCUAUUUGGGUAGUCCCGAAGAAACUUGAUGCCUCCGGCCAGCGUAAAUGGAGAGUUGUUAUCGAUUACAGGAAACUAAAUGACAUCACUAUAGGUGACUCUUAUCCUAUCCCCAACAUAAAUGAAAUUCUAGAUCAACUCGGAAAAUCAAAAUAUUUCUCCACGUUGGAUCUUGCUUCUGGAUUUCAUCAGAUCCAAAUGUCUGCCGAAGAUGCUCCUAAAACCGCUUUCAGUAUUCCACAAGGGCAUUUUGAAUUUAAAAGAAUGCCAUUCGGACUCAAGAACGCACCAUCAACGUUCCAGAGAUUAAUGAACUCUGUCCUCUCAGGUCUGCAAGGCACUCGCUGCUUUGUGUAUCUUGAUGACAUUGUAAUAUACUCGUAUGACCUUGACUCUCAUAUGAAUAACCUCGAAAGUGUAUUUAAACGUCUACGAGAAUUCAAUCUUAAGCUUCAACCCGAUAAGUGCGAAUUCCUUCGAAAGGAAGUCUCGUACCUUGGCCACCUGAUCACUGAUGAAGGAGUCAAACCUGACCCAGCUAAGAUCCGAGCCGUAUCUGAAUUUCCAGUUCCUAAAUGCCCGAAAGAUGUAAAAUCUUUCCUAGGGCUUAUGUCUUACUACCGAAAGUUUAUUCCAGAAUUUUCAAAAACAGCUAAAUCAUUAACUUCCCUAUUAAAGAAAGAUACCACCUUCACUUGGAACAACGAACAACAACUCGCUUUUGAAACACUCAAAAAUCGUCUAAUUUCUCCUCCUCUCCUCAUAUAUCCCGAUUUUACUAAACCAUUUACCCUCACCUGUGAUGCCUCUAACUACGCAAUUAGUGCUAUCCUCUCGCAAGGAGAUCCAAAUAGAGAUAAGCCAAUCGCUUACGCAUCCCGGACCCUAAACAAAAGUGAAAUAAAUUACAAUGUUACAGAAAAAGAAUUAUUAGCAAUUAUGUAUGGGUGCAAAACUUUUAGACCUUACCUAUAUGGUCAAAAAUUCAAAAUCAUAACCGAUCAUAAUCCACUUAAGUGGCUUUUUAACCACAAAGACCCCUCAAGCAAGAUGCAAAGAUGGAGAUUGAAAUUAGAAGAGUAUGACUACGAAAUAACCCAUAAAAAAGGCAAAUUAAAUUCAGCUGCAGACGCACUAUCCAGAUACCCCGUCAACCCUGUCAGAAGCUUAAAUAAUAUAAACUCUGACCCAAUUCCCGUCUUACCUAUUUCUGACCCUCUGAUCUCUUCUCAACCUGUACCCGAACAAAAUCCACAUCACUCUAACACAUCUAAUAGUGAAUCUCCUCUUGAAACACUUCCUCUAGACGGCUUACUUACGUCAAGUCCUUUUAACCCUGAUGAUUACAACUUACCUUCACUAGAACCCCUUCAAGAUAUCGAUCUCCUACCAAACAGUCCGUUCAAUCCUGAAAAUGAAAUAGAUGACCGCAAUCUUAAUAACAAUGAUAACAUAAAUCCUCCGACUAACAGUACUCCCAACCCUAUGAUUGAUGAUGAAAACCUACCAAGAAAUCCAUCAAUUAACCUUCCGAGUCCCGAACCAAAUUGUGAAUCCUAUACAGACUUUCUGAAAACUUUAUCAAAUAAUAACCAUACUUACAAUACUAAAAUUUGCGAACAUGCAAAUUCAUUACUAUCAACCGAUUCAAAAAUCAUAGUCAUUCCAACAUCCAUCGACCUCGAUGAAACUAAUCCAUACAUUGAAGAAAUCCUGAAUAACCAAGAAAAUAUCUCUGAAUUCCUUAAUGAAGAAAGAACCUUACAUUCAUUCCUUAACCUGAAUGUUAAAGAUAAAUCUUAUUAUUUUUUAUUCACAAAAGUAUAUCAUUUCGACACUCCUCAGUACCCUCAACUAUUUAAAUCCUUACAAAAUCUCCGAAAUCAUUUACUUAUAGAAAAGGACAUUCCAGUGAAUAUUGCUAUAUCAGACUUUAAUGAUCCAUUCUUUAAACCAACUUAUUCUAAAAUAUAUAACAUUCUUGCUUUUUUAUUCCACAACACAGAUAUUACAAUUAAAAUCUACAAAAACUCAGUAGUUUUUCCAGCCCCUAGCGAGAUUUCAAAAAUCCUUAAAGAAAAUCAUGACCUUCCCAUCGCUGGUCAUGUAGGCACAUCACGAAUGUAUAAUCGUAUUAAAGAAAAAUAUCAUUGGAAAAAUAUGAAAUCAGACAUUGAAAAUUAUGUGAAAAAGUGCAUACAGUGUCAAACGAAUAAGGCGCUAAGACAAAUAAACAGGCAACCGAUGCAGAUAACCUCUAGUUCAACAGCCCCAUUUCAACGCAUCGCCUUAGACAUCGUCGGACCAUUACCAGAAACUGGUCAAGUUAAGCUUAAAUAUAUAUUAACAUUGCAAGACGACCUAACAAAAUACUCUACUGCCUACCCUAUUAGUAAUGCCUCAGCCGAAGAAUGCUGCGAAUGUCUCAUACAUUUUAUAUCUCUUUUCGGAAUACCAAAAAUAAUAUUAACAGACCAAGGUACAAACUUCACCGCCGACCUUUUUAAGAAAACUUGUGAAUUCCUCAAAAUCAAACAAUUAUGGUCUUCGCCCUACCAUCCUCAAACACAAGGAGCCUUGGAAAGGAGCCAUUCUACACUAAAAGAAUAUUUAAAAUCAUACGUUAACGAAAAUCAAACCAACUGGCACAAAUAUGUUUACACCUAUGUCCUAGCCUACAACACUAAUGUACAUACUACUACAAAAUUCACACCCUACGAAUUACUCUUCGGCCAUAAACCCUAUCUACCCGAUUCUAUUUACGAUCCUAGUCCUAGUGGUACCUAUCAUGAAUAUGUUAAAAUGCUAAAUCAUCGCCUCAAAUUAACACGCGAUAAAGCUUUAGAAAAUAUUCAGAAAUCAAAAGAAAACUCCAAAACCUAUUAUGACCGAAGGUCUCGCCCUUCCACGUAUAAAAUCGGUGAUAUGGUAUAUCUAAAAAACCACUUACGUCUACGGAAAGCAUUAUCACCCUUAUGGAAAGGACCAUACAAAGUGGUAAAAAUACAUGGAAACCACACACUUUCCCUUCUCAUAAAUCGACGACACGUAAGACAUCAUUAUGAUGAAAUUAAACAUGCAGAAGUUGAAACCUAAUAAGUAUGAUUGUGUAAUUAAUAUGAUUAAUUAUUUUAUUAGUUUUAUUUCCUCUCUAGUAUAACUUAACUCAGUAGCCUUUAAGUUAAAAACAUUUAUCGUAAAACAUAAAUAAUAAUAAAUACAUUCUCUUACAGCCUGUCGGCACCAUGUCAAGGCCUAUCACGCACUCGAGAAAUUACCAAUAUCGAACAAAUUACGAAAAGCCCUGGCAUUUACUUUAAUCCCUCGGGAUCUGUUAGGAUAAUUAGUGAUUAUUUACAUGUAUUAGUACCAAUGGACAUAGACUACAUUAAACCCCAUAUAGAUAACAUUCAGACGGUUUUGCAUUCAGCCAGAUACUUCUGUACUAAAAACAAUGUGGUUGACGACCUAGAGUGCGAGAAUAUGUUCAUGCCCCUUUUAUCUAUGUUCAAUGAUAUCUCAAGGGACUACCACGCCAUUUCUCAUCUUAUCCAAAGUAAAUCAAAGAGGUCUGCGUGGAUUUCCGGCAUCGGCACUAUUCUUAAACAUAUAAUAGGCACCAUGGAUGAGAAUGAUGCUAUAAGGUAUAAUAAAGCCAUUCAAAUACUUAAAGAUAAUAAUAGAAAAACUCUAGAUUUGAUAAAAGAAAAUAUCCUUAUCUCCAAGUCGGCAAUUAUAACACUCAACGAAUCCAUAAUUGAAAUCAACACUAAUGAACAUAAAUUAAACAAAAUGAUUGAAAACCUAUCUUCCAGUAUUAAAAACCUAACAAAGGCAAGUAAUGCCUUGUUGUUUAAAUCUACAAUACAUGACAUGAUAAAUGUUAUUCAAUCAAAUAUGUUAAACUUGUCCUAUAAACUAGAAGACAUCAUAAACUCAAUUUUGUUUUCAAAAACCAAUACGCUACAUCCAUCAGUCAUAACACCCAAAGAUUUGUAUUAUGACCUUGUUAACAAUGUUAAAUAUCUACCUAGAUAUUCGGAAUUAGCUGUAAGUUUAGAAUUAGAAAACAUAUAUGUACUUAUAAAUCUCUCGGAAAUUAUUACAUGUAUUUUAGAAAAUAAGCUUAUAUUUAGUCUUAAAAUUCCUCUAGUACUCAUUGAUACUUAUACUUUGUAUAAGACAGUACCUAUACCAGUACCCCAUAAUGUAACAUCCAAAUCUUUUGCACUAAUACUACCUACAUGUUCUUAUGUGGCCUUAAAUCAGAGAAAAUCGAAGUAUCUUAAACUCGAUAAUCUUUCUAAAUGUAAAUCUAUUAAUAAGGAAACUCAUAUUUGUAAACAAUUAGAUGAAAUAGAUAUACAAGACUACCCCAUCUGUGAAACAGAAAUAAUGACAAAAGUCUUGAAAUCACUUCCGAAACAGUGUAAAACUAAAUUUUUAUACGGCCAUGCCAACAUAUGGCAAUCCUUAAAUAAUAAUAGAUGGGUCUUCACACUAUCUGAACCCACUAAACUCAACAUUGAGUGCACAGACGAAACUACCGAAUAUAUAGUUUCAGGAACAGGCAUAUUAUCCCUGAAACCAAACUGCACUGGAUUCUGCAAAAACAUAAAAUUAAUAAGUAAAAGUUAUCCUGAAUAUAAAUUCAGUCACAUACACUCAGAAUUCAAUUUAGUAAACGAUACAUGUUGUAACCCAGCAGUGUUUGAAAAUUAUAAUUAUACCGAAUCUAUUACAGGACUGCAUAACUUAGAAUCGAAUAAUUUAGACCAAAUAAUCAACAAAGCUGAUAACAUGCUACAAACCUUAAAACAUUUAAAAUCUCAGAACGAAUCUAUUUCGAUAAGCACUCCCCAUUCCAUUGUCACAUACUUAUUUGUAAUACUAUUUGUUAUUUUUAUAUGUUAUUAUUUUUGUCAUAGAAAGUGCGUGGCUUUUGUGCGUAAAUCUAAACCAAACGAAAACACGACGCAAAUAAACACACCCCCACAAGAAAAUAUUCAACUAAAUACCCAACCGCGAAUAAGAAUCCAUUAAACUUUAUAUUAAAAUAAUCAUCGAAAACUUCGGAAAGCCGUAAGUUUUCGCUUAAAGGGGGAGCUGUUAUAAUAUUAACUAGUAUAUUAAUUAAUUUACCUAAGACCGAAAAGUGCCUCUAGCAGCACUUUCCGGCCUAACAUAUACUAGAGCCCCGUUGGCUCGAUGUCAGUCACUCUGCGUCGUUACUAUGAGCCACACUCUUUCUAAGUAGAAUUUUGUAUCUUCAAAGUGAAUAAAAUCUUUUUUAAAAA